This is a messenger RNA of Lolium rigidum, 2575 nucleotides long. RefSeq lists its product as uncharacterized. Gene Ontology annotation, cellular component: plasma membrane. Gene Ontology annotation, biological process: carbohydrate metabolic process. The record is from RefSeq and is a predicted model, not a curated record. Gene Ontology annotation, molecular function: hydrolase activity, hydrolyzing O-glycosyl compounds. Lineage: Eukaryota; Viridiplantae; Streptophyta; Magnoliopsida; Poales; Poaceae. Bases 62 to 2575 code for a protein of 837 amino acids. The transcript is spliced from 6 exons.
GACCUAGCAUAUACACAGAGAGCUAGCUAUACACUCUUUGGUUGCACGAACAUCAGUUAAGAUGGCAGGGCAUCGCGCUGCUGCCUACGUGUUCACGGUGGCGCUGGCACUCGGCGUGCUCGCCUCCAUUCCGGCAGCUGUCCAGUCCAUCGGCGUGUGCUACGGCGUGAUCGGCGACGGGCUGCCCUCGGCGAGCGACGUCGUGCAGCUCUACAGGUCCAAGGGCAUCACCGGCAUGCGCAUCUACUUCCCCGACAGCAACGCCCUCCGGGCACUGAGCGGCAGCGGCAUCAACCUCGUUAUCGACACGGGCAAUGACCAGCUCCGCAACCUCGCCGCCAGCACGUCCAACGCCGCCGCCUGGGUCAAGACCAACAUUCAGGCCUACCAGGGCCUCACCAUCCGGUACAUCACGGUCGGCAACGAGGUGUCCGGCAGCGACAGGCAGUUCAUCCUCCCGGCCAUGAAGAACGUCAACGCUGCGCUCUCCGCCGUAGGCCUCGGCGGCAUCAAGGUGUCUACAGCGCUCAGAUUCGACGUGUUCACCGACACCUACCCGCCCUCCAACGGAGUGUUCGCGGACGACGACUUCAUGGACCCCAUCGCGGAGUACCUGGAGAGCACCGGCGCGCCGCUGCUGGCCAACGUGUACCCGUACUUCGCCUACGUGGGCGACACGACGAACAUCCAUCUCGACUACGCGACCUUCCAGCCGGGCACCACCGUGACGGACGACGGUAACGGGCUGAAAUACACGAGCCUCUUCGACGCCAUGGUCGACUCCAUCUACGCCGCGCUGGAGGACUCCGGCAGGCCGGGGGUGAAGGUCGUCGUGUCCGAGACCGGAUGGCCGUCCAGCGGCAGCUUCGCCGCGACGGUCCAGAACGCGAGGAUGUACAACCAGAAUCUGAUCAACCAUGUCGGUGGGGGCACGCCCAAGAGGCCCGGGCUGCUGGAGACGUACAUGUUCGCCAUGUUUAACGAGAACCUCAAGACAGGUGAUGAGACGGAGAGGCACUUUGGGCUGUUCAAUCCGGACAAGUCGCCGGCCUACACCCUUAGUGAGACCAUGGCCGGGACGUGGCAGUUCCAUGUGCACGUGGGAUGUUUCUCACCCACGAGUUCACCACAGCAUCCAGAUGUCUUUUUUCAGUCUCUUACCAUUCCGUCCAAAUUCUCCACAUCUUACGCAAAUAUCUCUGGCUACUACUACUACGAGUACGUAUUUCCUAUGAAUCUGCUGGGGGAGGAGCUCAACUACAUAUCGGGAGGGGCGGCGCCACCACACGGAGCUGCAGGGCCCGUCUCCAUGGCGCACCGCCUGGAAGGGUAUCGCCUCCAUGCUCCAUGGCGCGCCGCCGGGAGGACGCCUACCUCCACCACGCGCUGCACCUUCUCUCCCCCGUCUCCAUGGCGCGCCGCCGGGAAGGGCCUCGCCCGCACCGCGCGCCGUCGGGCCCUCUCUCACAUGGUCCAGCACCCCGACUCCUCUUCCCCUCAACUCCAAACCUGCCUGGCUCCAGGGAUCUACCUGAUCAGUAAACUCAGCCGCGCGAUGAUGGCGCGGCAGCUUAGGUGCUCUGCCUCCGCGCUAGCGAUGGCGUUGGUCGUCGGAGUCUUCGCAUCCAUCGCUACCGAGGUGCGAUCCAUCGGCGUGUGCAACGGGAUGAUCGGCGACAACCUGCCGUCCCGGACCGACGUGGUGCAGUUCUACCAGUCCCAAGGCAUCGGCGCCAUGCGCAUCUACGCCCCGGACCAGGAGACGCUCCGGGCGCUCGACGGCACCGGCAUCGACCUCAUCAUGGACGUGGGCAACGACAACCUCGCCGCCCUCGCCUCCGGCCCCGACGCCGCGUCCGCCUGGGUCCGUGACAACGUCCUACCUCACCCGGGCGUCCGCAUCAAGUACAUCGCAGCCGGCAACGAGGUGCCCGACGCCGGCACGGGAAGCAUCCUCCCGGCCAUGCAGAACCUCAACGGCGCGCUCUUGGCGGCCGGACGCGGCGACAUCAAGGUCACCACGGCGGUCAAGAUGAGCGUGCUCGCGUCCUCCUCGCCGCCCUCCGAGGGAGCGUUUAAGGACGCGUACAUGACAGAGGUCGCCAGGUUCCUGGCGAGCACCAGCGCGCCGCUCCUCGCCAACGUGUACCCCUACUUCGCCUACAUUGACAACCCGAGCGACAUCCCGCUAAGCUACGCGACGUUCCAGCCAGGCACGACGACGGUGGGCGACAACAACGGGCUCACCUACACGAACCUCUUCGACGCCAUGGUGGACGCGCUGUACACGGCCAUGGAGAAGGCAGGUUCGCCGGCCGUGCCCAUCGUGGUCUCGGAGAGCGGCUGGCCCUCCGACGGCGGUGUUGGCGCGAGCAUCGCUAACGCGCAGACGUACAACCAGAACCUGAUCAACCACGUCGGCAAUGGCACACCCAAGAGGCCCGGGCCGCUGGAGGCGUACAUAUUCGCCAUGUUCAACGAGAACUUGAAGGAGGGUCAUGAGACGGAGAAUCACUUUGGGCUGUUCAACGGCCCGGACAAGUCGCCGGCGUACCCUAUAAAUUUCAACAAUUAA